AUGGAGAAAAGGAGCGGCGCCAGGGCCACGAAGGAGAAGGAGAACGCCACGACGAAGAAGCCGAGGAUGCUCCGGAAAGCACCCAUGGCCACGAAAGAGCAGCAGCAAGACGAAGGCGAGAAACACAGGACCCUCAGCGUCAUUCUCGACCUCGACACGUGCAGAUACAAAUCACUAUACAGAAUGUUGGUUCCUGAUCUCGGCAUCUCCUCGUCUAAACUUAACACCUUGAAUAUACCUCUCGAUGGGCAGCCGUGCAAGAACGGGCACGCCGCGUGCGAGGCCUGCUGCGCCCGCACCCACCGGGUGUGCCCGUCCUGCAUCGAGCCCAUCGGCGACAUCCGGUGCCGGCCGCUGGAGAACGCCAUCGCGGGCAUGCUGGUCCCCUGCGCGUUCGCCGAGCACGGCUGCACGCGGCGCCUCAGGUUCGCCGAGAAGCCGGUCCACGAGGCGCUCUUGUGCCAGCACGCCCCGUGCGCGUGCCCCGUCCCGGGGUGCGCCUACGCCGGCCUGGAGCUCCGCGACCACAUCCAGGACGCGCACGCCGCGGCGGGCGACGGCGACGACAACGACAACGACGUCGUCAGCUUCGCCGGGUCCGCGGCGGUGACGCUGCGCCGCGGCACGCCGUUCCGGGUGCUCCUGCACGAGACGGACGGGCGCGUCUUCCUGCUGCUCAACGGCGGCGGCGUGCCCUCCGGGCGGUCGCUGUCCGUGGUCUGCGUCGGCCCCCGCCCCGGCGGGAACAGGUCCCUGGAGUACACGCUGCAGGUCGGCGGCAGCGGCGGCGGCGAGCCCGGCGCGCUCGCGCUGUCGGCGUCGGGCCCCGUGCCGUGCACGCGCCUCUGGGCGGGGCACCACCCGACCGAGACGUUCCUGUUCGUGCCGGACGCGUACUGGGGCUCCUCCGGAUCACUGAAUGUUACGAUACAUUUUCAAUGUGGAAUGUGGAUCUCUCUCCCGUGGAUGCUAAUUACUUAG
This is a messenger RNA of Panicum hallii, 981 nucleotides long. RefSeq names its product putative E3 ubiquitin-protein ligase SINA-like 6. The record is from RefSeq and is a predicted model, not a curated record. NCBI's taxonomy places the organism in Eukaryota, Viridiplantae, Streptophyta, Magnoliopsida, Poales, Poaceae. The transcript is spliced from 4 exons. The coding region runs from base 1 to 981 and encodes 326 amino acids. Gene Ontology annotation, molecular function: zinc ion binding.